Messenger RNA from Orbicella faveolata, 969 nucleotides. RefSeq lists its product as uncharacterized. Lineage: Eukaryota; Metazoa; Cnidaria; Anthozoa; Scleractinia; Merulinidae. The record is from RefSeq and is a predicted model, not a curated record.
UGACCAGACUGUUCGUGGAUCAAAUGUAACAUUGUUUUGCGAAACUACUGGUAGACCACAACCAAAUAUCAUCUUGGCUAGAGUACUGGAGGAUGGUAGUAUUGAUGAAGUACUGCAACAGGCCCCACCGUAGCUUGGGACGUUUUAAACAUCAGAAGAACUGCUUCUGGAGCAUAUAUGUACCACUGUACAGCUGACAAUGGAUUUACAAGUGAUAGCAAAGUAUUUAAAGUGAAUGUUACUUAUCCUGCCAAGAUUGUUAAACUUGUGAGUGAACUUGAAGUUGCAUCACAACAAAGUGUGUCUCUUGACUGUCAAGCAGAAGGAAAUCCCCAGCCUAGUUAUACUUGGACAGCAUGUGAUCCACAGCAAGGUGUAUGUCAUGAGAGCGUGCUAAAUUUUCAAGCAAGUAACAGAAGCGUCUACACGUUCACCUGCAAAGUGGAAAAUUACCUGGGCAAUGAUACAGGAAAUACCACUCUGUUCAUAGCAAGUGAUGUAAUUAACGUGACCCUGGUUAUCACGGGUGAAGACUGUAUUGAUGGGGAAUACAAUCAAGUCUGGGAGAAACUCAGUAAAAUGAUCGAAGAGAUCUUUGCUGGUAAACUGGGCUAUGAAAGUGUGCAACAGAAAAAUAUCAGGUGUGGAAGUGUAAUUGUUGAUCUGGCCCUGGAGUUCACUUCCACUGUAAGAGAAAGCGAGGUUCUUUCUUUACUUCGAGACGCUGUCAAGAAUGGAAGGUUUGGAGAUUUUAAUGUGAGUGCCAUAACAGGCACACGAGACACAGGGAUACCAGCCACCAUGGCCACAACACCUACCAGCUCAUCUGACAGUCAAGCGUGCGGAGAUUGUGCUUGCAGCUGCACCGUACUGGGAGUCGUGAUCGGCAUCCUUGUUGUCAUAAUCAUUGCUCUUGUUGUCUUCAUCUUAUGGCUUCCCAAGAAAGGGACUGCAGGAAGGGAUAGGUAA